UUGUAAUAAUUUUAAUUAGCCGUCUCGGCUGGGGUUAUUACAGUGUGUGUUCUAAAAUGGUUCAUUGAUAAUUUUAAAUUGAAGUACUCUGGGAAAAGCUUAGAAAAGCACCGACACAAGAGGUUGCCUUUGGGUUCUGGCAUCAUUUUAAUUAUAGAUAUAAAUCGCAACCGGCUUUGCCACUAGCAGCGAUGGGGUCUAAAUGGACCGAUGAGUCCGCAAUUUUGCGGGACUUAUCGUUUGCCCAAGGUCGCUGGGUGCCGGGCGGGAUCGACUCUGCGGUCGCCGGCGCGAAUCCACCAGCCCACAACAUUACAGAAGAGACAGAGGAGGAAUACUAUCGGCACUGGACGUCUUUGGACCCGGGAGGCACUGGAGACUUCAGCUCCGGCCCGGACUUGUACCAGAUAAAGACUAUGCUGGAACUGAUGCAAGGUGAAGAUCCUCCCAAUGAAGAGUGUUUCUCCGGUCCCAUUGAGAUUAGAAAAAUAAAUCCCCAAGCACCCACCUUCAUUUCAAAAAUGAAAUACAAAGAAAAUAAGCCCCCUAACAAACCCCGGCGGGCUCGUAACGUCGCCAUAGCGUCAAUAAUGGCUUUAACUCUAUCUCAAGAGCCUGUUAAACUAGUCAAGCCGGAGGACUUCAUUAAGCCGAGUAAGGAAGAUGAGGAGAUUAGAGAGAGAAGGAAGGAUUCAGUGAAUAAAGUUACGAAUUGGUUGCAGUCGCAAGAUAUCACAUCUAUGUUUAAGAGGAAGUCUUCGGUGAAUUCUUUUAAGGAGGAGAAAAGUACCAGCAUAAAAGACAAGUCACCCGUCCACUCCAAUGACAGUGCAAAAUCUCCAGCCGGGCAAGGAAGUGUAAAGUCUCCGCCCGGGCAAGCAAGCACAAAGUCCCCAAACGGGCAGUACACCCCGUCUCUCUGGGCUGAAGAGUACUACAGGAAGGCUGUGAACAGAAGUCGCGUGCGGGAUCUGGUGCAGGAGGAUGUGUGGGGCCGGGCUGAGCGGGCCAUGAAAGAGAUUGAUACUAGGAAAGAAGAACUCAGAAAGCAAGAAGCAGCGGCGGAGCUGGCGGCUGAGAUCGCGCGCCAAUGCGAGGCGUUAGAAACCAUGACGCUAGCAGACCCGGGUACGGGUGAAAAUGAAAACACGACCACAUCGAUCAAUGACGCUGACGAGGAUGAAGCUGAAGGUAUAGCCAAAGUACUGCUCCCGAGCAGCCGCCACGAGCUAUAUCCCAGAGACUCCUGUAUCGUCUGCAAAGUGAUGGCCGCUCCGCACUCACAAGACAAUACUUCUGAAUCUGAGUCUAGUUCAGGGGUCGGGAAAGCGCGGCGCGCGAGCCCCAUGCGGCUGUUUGAAGUAACAAUUGCGGCUCUUCGAGCCGAGAAUACUUAAGAGCCAGCAGGAGGGGUCAUUUCUCCAUGGGCCGAUCUGAUGAUGGAGACAGGAGGUUACCAUGGGAACCCUGUAAUAAAACAACACAAACUAACUGUUUGGGGAUUUAAAAUUGUCGCGAUAUGAAAAGAAAAGUACAGUCAACGGUAAAAGCUUGUACCAAAAAUGUUUUUUUCCCAAAAACUAAUUUUAAUGUUAUGGUUCUCCCAAGAUACAGGCUCGGCCUAGUUUGGGGACUACUGUCAAUUUGUUUUGAUGUAAU
This is a messenger RNA of Cydia fagiglandana, 1659 nucleotides long. RefSeq lists its product as uncharacterized. The coding region runs from base 192 to 1397 and encodes 401 amino acids. The record is from RefSeq and is a predicted model, not a curated record. Lineage: Eukaryota; Metazoa; Arthropoda; Insecta; Lepidoptera; Tortricidae. The transcript has 7 exons.